AUGCGCAAACCUGAGAGCAUCAGUUCAGCAAUCUUACUGUGGUACCAGUGCUUCUCCCCAGAUUGCGAAGACCCCGAUCAACAGCGGCAUCGAGGUUUCGAUCGCCCAGAAACUAGCGCGGCUCGGUGCUUCUCUCCCGACGAGGGAUUCGACCGUUAUGAAGGCCUAAUUCUGGAGCAGCCGGAUGCGGAGCUCGUGAGCUUGCUUGUUUCGUGCGCGGAGUCGAUAAGCUCUUUGAACCAUGAAGCUGUAGACUACUUCUUGGCUAGGCUUGGCGAAAGGGCCUCCCCCCGAGGAACCACAGUUCAAAGGGUAGCCGCUUAUUUCACCGAAGCCUUUGCUUUCCGGGCCGUGAGGCUCUUCCCACACAUGUUCUCCAUUGCCCCGCCCCGAGAGCUCACAUACCAUAUUGAAGAGUACAGUGACGACGACGACGACGGCGCCACUGCAUUGCGGCUUUUCAACUACGUUAGCCCGAUACCGAAGUUCCUACAUUUCACGCUGAACGAGAGACUACUGCAGGCGUUCGACGGCAAGGAGCGGGUCCACGUCAUAGAUUUCGACAUCAAAGACGGGCUUCAAUGGCCGAGUCUGCUGCAAAGCCUAGCUUCGAGGCCGAACCCGCCAAGCCAUGUGAGAAUCACUGGGAUUGGAAAGUAUAGGGAAAACCUUCAAGACGCCGGAGUUAGGCUCGCCAGGUUCGCCGAGGCGUUGAACCUCCCUUUUAAAUUUCAUGCGGUGGUUGAGAGAUUAGACGAUGUGAGGCUUUGGAUGCUCCACGUGAAAAGGGACGAAUGUAUUGCGGUAAAUUGCGUUCUCGUAAUGCACAAACUACUCUCCGACGUGAGCGGAAGUGCUUUGAGGAGGUUUUUGGAGCUAAUUCGGAGCACGAACCCUUCGAUCGUUCUUCUGGGAGAGCAAGAAGACGAGAACAAUGAGCAAAGAUGGGAGGUGAGAUUCGGUAAGUCGCUUCAGUACUAUUCGGCCAUUUUCGAUUCAUUAGACUCUCUUUUACCGGAAAAUAGUGCACUAAGGAUCAAGGUGGAAGAGAUGUUUGCUAGAGAGAUUAGGACCAUAGUGGCUUGGGAAGGGAGUGAGAGAGUAGAGAGGCAUGAGAGCUUUAGGAGAUGGAGGGAGAUAAUGGAAAAUGGAGGCUUUAGAAACUUGGAUAUUGGAGAAAGGGAGAUGGCUCAAAGCCAAACAAUAGUAAGGAUGUAUUCAUCUGAAAACUUCACAGUAGAGAGGCAAGGAGAAGGGGAAGGGUACCGUGGGCUUACUCUAAAGUGGCUAGAUCAGCCUCUUUACACAGUCUCUGCAUGGGCACCUAAUGAGCCUGCUCAUGUGGGUUAUUCAUCUUUAUCUCUACCAACUUAA
This is a messenger RNA of Ananas comosus (pineapple), 1374 nucleotides long. Its product is annotated as scarecrow-like protein 28. The transcript has 3 exons. Gene Ontology annotation, biological process: regulation of DNA-templated transcription. The record is from RefSeq and is a predicted model, not a curated record. Gene Ontology annotation, cellular component: nucleus. The coding region runs from base 1 to 1374 and encodes 457 amino acids. Gene Ontology annotation, molecular function: DNA-binding transcription factor activity; sequence-specific DNA binding. Lineage: Eukaryota; Viridiplantae; Streptophyta; Magnoliopsida; Poales; Bromeliaceae.